AUGGAGAUCUUACUUCCAUUUCUGAAUCGUUAUGAUUUAUCACAGCAUAUUUCCCUAUCCAUAUCGAAUAUUUUGGCAUAUGCGACCGAAUUAGCUCAACAGGACAAAGAACUCGAAAAGUUAACGCGUCUUUUCGAUGCUCUUCCAUCGAAUUUCCCUCUCGAUCCAAUACCUAUUGCUUGUCAAUUGUUUGAUCAUCUUCUACAAAAUGCAUCGACUAUCCAUCAACAUCGUUUACUAUCUUCUUGUUUGCAUUUAAUGAAGAUGGAAGAUCGUCUUCAUAGAAUUAUGCGAAUCUUUCUCAUUAUACUCGAUCAUGAACAAUCAGUUGAAUUGCGUGAACUUCUCUGCAAACUACUGAGCACCAUCGACUCAAAUAUAUUGACGGCAUUGUCGAUUGACUGGACACGUAUAGAAUCAGCUAUACGUUCUCAACAUGAUCCCAAAUAUCUCACAUAUCUGUGGCGUUUUCUCCCUAAACAUUAUCAAUCGAAUCUUGAACAGAUUCUCGUUCGCACCUUGCCACUGAUCCAAAACAAUGAUGAAUUAUUACUCUUAUUAACGAUCGAACUGAGAUCAGUUAGAAUAUUCAUAAGCAUGCCAUCAUUUUGGUAUUUAUUGCAACGCGCACUGGGCGAUAGUUCGUCAAAUAAUGAUCGUGUGCGUAAAUGUGCUUUGUAUUUGCUCAAACAGGUUCUAGCCGAUGACGAGCAUGAACAAGUACAAUUAAAUGAUGAGAAAGUCAAUCGUUUAUUAGUGCUAUUUAAUGAUAAAUUCAAAUCCUUUUGGAUGGAUUUUAUCGUUGUAUAUGAAGCAUUGGAUGAUGGUGUGGUUCAUCUAAUUAAGCCAGUGUUGACAAAAUUCGAUCGAAUUUAUAAACUAUCUCUUGAAUAUGGAUUGUCUUUGACGUGGGUUUUCAUUUUAUUACAACGCUUGUUCACUACAACGAGUUCGCCAUUAGCACGUUGGACAGUUCGGUGGUUUCUUCAAUCAAUGCAAUUGCCUGAUGCUCAAGUAGAAAGUUUCUUCCUCGAGACUGUACUUGAUUGGACAUCAAACAAUGUCAUUUUUCUCAAAGGUGAUGAACUGAAUGAAUGUCAAGCUAUGGAACACUAUAUAGAAUCAUAUCUUGAACGAUGGUUGAAUUCAACACCGAAUCCAAGUAACACCAUUCUGACCUUGUUUUCCAGAAUACAAGCAACCAAAUGGUCUCAAAUCUCACUCGUACGUGUGCUAUAUUCAUUUCGAGCAUUUGCUGUUAGUAAUCAGAAUCGCGCGCUACUCAAUGAUGAACAUAUCAAAGUAUUAUCAACAUUGAUUUUAACACAAUUUCAUACGUUCGCACCGGUGUUACGCUUGUCAGCUUAUAAAUCGUUGCUUGACAGUGUGGUGGAACUUUUUAAUUGGUCAACAUGUUCAACAUCAUCGCAUCUUCUGAAGUUUUUAGCGUUUUUCGAUCGACCUGUGUUUCUAUCAAAACAUUUUUCGAACAUAUCAAGUCACUUGACAUUUGACAUUCGACAAUUACAAAACCUAAUUGCCAACUUUCUUUCAUCCGAUUCAACCACAACAGUAUCCAACGCGCGACUGUUUUCUACCGAUAACGAUCUUUUACAAAUUCGUCAAAUUACAUUCCUUUUGGAUCUUCUCGAAAUUCCCAAUACGGACGUUCUGAAAACAGUAUUUCACCCUAUGAUUGAAAAUAUUCGAACAGCUUAUCAACGUCCAUACAUGUCGAUAAACAACGUUCGAAGAUCUAUUGAAUUAUUCUCCGGUUUGAUACAAGAAACCUAUUUUCAUUCAUCGAAUUUUGUUAAAGAUGGAUUUUCAUCAAGUAUGCGAUCAAUUACACGUGAAGGUUUAAGCUUCAUCAAAACAAAUUGCUUUAAACAACCGAUGGCAUUUGCAAAACUACCGAUUGCCUUUUUGAUCGUAGGCAAUCAUGGAGAUAUUAGUCGAUAUUUACAAGAAUUAAUUCAUCAAAUCGAUACGAUGACGUCACAACAGACUGGAAAUACAUGUCAGCCACUUGUAAUCUUAUUUGCGCACUCGACUGAUUGGCUUUUAACAAAUCGAUUAGCUGAUUUCAAUGUCGAAUGGAAUACCAACUUUCGAACUCUACCGAUUUUUUCCAAACUUUUGCCAUUAUUGAAUCAACCCCAAGCGAACGUGUCAUAUGCGGAUCUAUUGAUCGCGAAAUAUCUACUUAUUGCGAAUAAUAUUUCAGCUAUUGAAACAUGCGAACAUAUCGUUGAUGAUUUAUUCAAAGCAUCACCCAAAGAACUUCCAUAUUUAAUUCGUGCUAUCGGUGCACUGUUGCGUCAAACACAAAUUACGGAUGAAGACAAGUGUAAACUGGUGGCAUCGACAAUUAAUGUUAUUCAUGAAAUUGAUCAUCGAAUGCCAACGUAUUGGCCAUGUUUCACUAUGUUUUGUCAAGCUAUUUCUUCAUCGGUUACUGAUACGACUCUGUCCAGCCAAUUAACUGAUUGGUUCAUUCAAAUGUUUGAAAAAUCCAAGCAUGUUUGCGGCAUUAUAAAUGUUAUUCUUGACUCUGUUGUUCCAGUAUGGACACGAGAGCGGCAAGUUCAAUCGUGUUACUUAUCUUUCAUAGUCGAAUGUCUUAUCUUUGGACAAACGUAUCAAAAAGAUAAAAAACAACAAUGGCAGGCUGAACAACUUCUCGAACAGGAUGAAUCACUUCGUCUGCUUAUCAUUCAGGCGCACAUCGUACCAGAAUAUCGUUACGAUCGGAAUGUUCGUAUUUCUGUACAAUUAUUUCUUCUCCACAUCUGGCCUUCACUACACAGCGUUCAACAAAAUGAUAUUGUGAUGCAAAUAAUCGACAAGCAUCGUCAAUUAUCGUUGAAGGAGCGUCGACCGCGCUUUUGUACCAAUUCACUAGAGCAUCGGAUUAUGUUUCGUUCGCUUCAAUGUCUUCUAUGUUUAACAUCCACUAUUGAAGAUCAAAGCCUUUUACAAUUGAUCUACGAUUACAUUGUUGAGUCGAUUAUGCGUGAGAAUGAGCCAUCACUUCGUUUGCUAUCAGAAUGGAUUAUCAUUCGUUUGAUCUCACACGAUCAAGCGACACGUUUGAAUGAUUUGUAUGAAUACUUACGCGAUGCUCCUCAGCAUAAAACAGGAACUGUAUGUGCUUGGAUAUCCAUCGCUUCGCAUAUCGCAAACAGUCUAGGAAACAAAAUGGAACAAAUCGAAUAUAUUAAUAAAAUCUUUGGAUACAUUAGUCCGAUGUUAAUUCAUUCGAAUUUUCAUAUUCGAACAUUUACUUGUUCGACUAUCAUUAAACUACUGGAAUUUAUCGAACAACAUCGUUUACAACACGAAACACCAUAUGAAGCAUAUCGAUGGUUUAAACAAACAGACGAGAAAUCUGAACUCGGCCGAUACACCGCUAAACUUCGACAUCUGUUUCUAUAUAAAUUUGAUUCUACACGCGAUUUCUCAUUAGAAACGAUUUUUUAUACACUACCGAAAUUAUCUCUAUUAGCCGAAGACGAGUAUUUACCAGCCGAUUGGUUUAUUGAAUUAAGCAAACAAUUACAUUUGAAAUUUCUUCUAUCGGUACAUAAUCUCUCUACCAUUUUACAAUCGUGUCAAUCUGGAAUAUGGCGAUUAACUGCUGGAGGAAAGAGUGACACAGGAGGAGGACAACAACAACAACAGCAAGAUGAUGAAGGGUCAUCAACAAUUCAACAUAAAGCUAAUCCAUAUCCAGUUGUUGAAGCAUCGGAUGAUACAGAAUUGAGAGGAACGAUUAAACGAACAGAAUUGAUACUUGUUGCGUCAUUGAUUGAUAAACAAACAAAUUUAGGUGGUCUUUGUCGAACUGGUGAAGUUUUUGGUAUAAAAGAAUUUGUCAUUGGAAGCAUUCGGAUAUUGGAAGAUCAACAGUUUCUUAACCUUAGUAUGACUGCUCAUAAAUGGCUACGAAUCAAACAAGUACAAGAGAGAGAAUUGAAAGAUUAUUUAAUUGAUAUGCAAGCUCAGGGAUACACUAUUGUAGCAGUUGAACAAACAGUGAAUAGUCAAAAUUUAUACGAGUUCCAGUUUCCCGAAAAAACUUUGCUUUUACUUGGAAAUGAACGCGAAGGUAUUCGAGCUGAUCUUUUAUCUCUAGUCGAUGCCACUGUUGAGAUCCCACAAGCCGGUGUCAUUCGAUCGUUAAACGUUCAUUUAUGCUCCUGUAUCAUAUGGCCAUUUAGCAAAGAAUUGUAUCGAAAAGUGAACUGCUUUCUGGCAUUGAGCAUAUGGAGUCAAUUUACAUUCUUCGCGCAAUGGUGGUCAGGAAGUAAUUGUGUACUAUACAUAAAUCCAAGCGAUCUAGAAAAAGUUCGUAAUGAACAUGCGAUUGUGAUAAUGAAUCAUAAGUAUGAUAUUGAUUGGCUCGCAGGAUGGGUCAUUUGUCAACGUUUGGGUAUCAUGCAAGGAUCGAAGAUAGUUGGUAAACAAUCACUUAAGUUAGUUCCAAUUGUUGGCUGGUGUUGGAUAUUUACGGAAUCGAUAUUUCUGCGACGUGUCUGGGAAAGUGAUCGUGAAACAUUAGUAAAAGAUUUACGCAAAGUGCUUGCUAAUUAUCCGGAAAACUAUUACUUUAACUUCUUACUUUUCUGUGAAGGAACACGAUUCACUGAAAAGAAAAGAAUAGCAAGCAUGAAAAUUGCUCGAGAAAAAGGUUUACCAGAACUCAAACAUCACAUCCUUCCACGUACAAAAGGAAUUACUCUGUUAUUACAAGGCGCAGAAAAUCGAAUUGCUGCUGUAUACGAUCUAACAGUUGGAUUUAAAAAAACCGGAGCUGUACCAACACUUCUCAGCAUAUUGAAAGGACAAGCAUGUCAAGCAGAGAUCUUCGUUCGACGUAUUCCUGUGUCAGAUAUUCCACAAGAUACUGAACAAUGCAGUAACUGGGUGCAUGAGUUAUAUCAAGAGAAAGAUCAAAUCUAUAAUUACUUUAUUAAACAUGAUACUUUUGAAGGACAAGGAUUACCUCGAACAGAAAUUCAACGUAACUAUUAUGAUUUGAUUAUUGAACUUAGUUGGAUGUUAAUCAUUGGUUUACCAUCACUAUUCUAUCUACUGAAAUUCUUCUUCACAAGUUCAUUCUUAGUCCAAUUUAUCACCAUCGGUUUGAUUUGCAUUGCCACAAUCGGAGUUCGUGCAAUGAUUGCAGUAACAGAAACGGAACAUGGUUCACAUUACGGCGAGGCACGUAAAGAAGGUUAA
Molecule: messenger RNA, 5244 nt
Organism: Adineta ricciae
Lineage: Eukaryota; Metazoa; Rotifera; Eurotatoria; Adinetida; Adinetidae
Source: the annotation of a GenBank genome assembly